Molecule: messenger RNA, 1134 nt
Organism: Colletotrichum graminicola M1.001
Lineage: Eukaryota; Fungi; Ascomycota; Sordariomycetes; Glomerellales; Glomerellaceae
Exons: 1
Coding region: 1-1134 (377 amino acids)
Source: RefSeq, a predicted model, not a curated record
AUGCCCACAAACUCCAAGAGCUCGUCAUCAAGCAGGAUGACGAGUGAAUUGAACAAUAUGGGCGUCUUGUCUGCUAGCACUCUCGGCAAAGCCGCCCCCUUCCUCGCGGCCCUGGAACAGCAGCUUUACCAGUCCAUCGUCCCCCGAAGAUCCAGCAAAGGGUCCGCUGUUCCCGUCGACGAGGCGAUUAACAUGUCAAGAAAACAGCAAACGGCCGAUUCCUACAACAAUGACGACGACGAGGGAUCCGAUUUGAGCUACUACUUUCGAGUCCCCUACGAAGCGGACGGCGCCAUUCACCAGAAGGACGAGGCCGAGGAAGGGGAGCUGGAAGAGGAAACAAGUCCUGAGAGCGAGAAGCGACGGAGUGACGCUGCGGAAGCGUUUUGGUUCCUGAGGGACUUCAUCGAGGCAAGAUGGCCGGUCCAGCUGCUCGCAGGAUACAUCAAGAUCCAGUGCGAUCUGACCCUGGACGAGAUCAAGGAACUCGGCCGCCUGAAUAAGGCUGAGGGCUCAAGAAAGUGCCGGAAGCUCAUCAGUGCGCCGGUGAUUCACGACGAAAUCGGGUACGCCCUCUGGUCGGAGCUGGCCCGCGAGAUUGCGGCACGCGGAGACGCGCCGGGCGACGAUUUCCAGGUAAUCAAGGCAGCGCCCGCAAGUGCCGGUCUGACCAAGGCCAUGACUUCGCCGGCUGCGAUGAGCAAAAUCACCGCAGAGGAGGUCGCUUCCCGACGGGCGAGGUCGAUGAGGAGACGAGCCACGGACGGCGAUGCCAUCACCGUCCGGUCCAGACCGGGGACGGCUUCAACGCAUGUGUCUACUACGGCGCGCCGGCGACGCAAGAGCGAUGUGCAGCUAGUCCGACCGCACCAAGUCAUUUGCACCACGUGCGGGAGCAGAGCGGUCCCACGGCCCAAGGACGACGACGAUGACGACUAUGGCGACGACGACAGCACCGUGUCGGACGACGAGUACGAACAUGACCACGAAGAAGACGAGCUCGGGUCCAGGGAAAGGAAGCGGGACAGCAUCUCGAGACGGCUCUCCGUCAAGAUGAACAAGACCCUUACAAAGUUGGGAGAGGGCCUCGCCACCGGGUACGGAGGCAAUGGGGUCAGCCGGGUGACUGGGUGA